ACAGACAGAUGGACAAACUGUCUGCAGCUCAAGGACUGAAGGACACCGUAAAGCGCAGCUGAUAAGCGGCUUUAAUCGGCUAAUUUGGCCCCGGUGGCCUUUAGCAGGCUGCAGGUAAACACACCGGGGCUGAAACACACGCAGUCCGACGCGGUGUGACCGCAGAGGCUCUCCGGCUGCUCGUCACUCUGCAACUUGAGCCUCUGAACAGUGAAGAUGGAUUUCCCCUCAACUUUCUGAGGAUUUAAGGAUUUUAAUGCGCUUUUGACUGAUUCCGACUCAAAUGUUUUCCCUCAGGAGGACAACUGGAACUUUAUCAGCACCUGUUUAAUAAUUAUGAGUUAAAGCUUUGGAUGUCUGUUUUAUUUUUUGUAAAUAAGACCAAACUCCACCUGUCUCCAUCCUGCUUUUACGCGGAGGGUUUUUGCGUAACGUGCGCACCGGAGCGCUCCGGAGCUCCACGGUAGAGUCUGUUAGAGUCUCCGUGUCACCAUGAUGAGGCCACAGAGCGGGGACCAGAGUCCGGCCCGGCCUUCAUGAGAGCCCGCUGGCCGCUCUGCUGUGGCUCGGACCGGGACGGAGCGGAGGAGCCGCGGCGGAGAUGGCGGCCAACGUGAGCGCGGUGGCGGUGGGGGAGGAGGCGGCUGCGGCGGCCGCGCGGGGACACAACCUGCCGGCUCUGCUGUUCGGGGUGCUGCUGAUCGUGGUGAUCAUCUGCGGGAACCUGCUGGUGUGUCUGAGCGUGUUCACCGAGAAGGCGCUGAAGACCACCACCAACUACUUCAUCGUCAGUCUCGCGGUGGCGGAUCUGAUGCUCGCGGUGCUCGUGCUGCCGCUCUUUGUCUACUCGGAGUUCCAGGACGGCGUGUGGACUCUCAGCACCACCGUCUGUGACGGCCUGAUGACCAUGGACGUGAUGCUGUGCACCGCCUCCAUCUUCAACCUCUGCGCCAUCAGCAUCGACAGGUUCAUUGCCGUGUUAAUCCCUCUCAACUACAACAGGAAGCACGUGGACCUGCGGCAGGCGGUGCUGCUGUCGGCCACCUGGAUCAUGGCCCUGGCGGUGGCCUCGCCCAUCAUGUUCGGGAUCAACAACGUAGCGGGCCGUGACCCCACUGAGUGUAAACUAGAGAACAACGACUACGUCCUGUACUCGUCCGUGUGCUCCUUCUUCAUCCCGUGUCCCAUCAUGCUGCUGCUGUACUGCGGCAUGUUCCGCGGCCUGCGGCGCUGGGAGGAGGCGCGUAAAGCCAAGCUGAAGAACAGCAUCCAGGCCUGCCGCAAGCUGCAGGAGGCUGCUGCCUCACUGCCGCCACUGGCCUCGCUUCCUCCACCGCUGCCACCCAUCAUAGAGAGGGAAAUGACAGAUAACCUAGAAGAACCGUCCACCUUCCCGUCAACAGACAAGCCCUUCCACUCGUCAGAGCUCAAAGAUGGCCCCCUGCCGACCGUCAGCUUCGCAGAGAUCAAGUUCAACCCCGACCCUCGCAGGAGGAAGAGGGCCAAGAUCAACAGCCGAGAGAGGAAGGCCAUGAAGGUGCUUCCUGUCGUUGUGGGUGCCUUCCUGUUCUGCUGGACUCCCUUCUUUGUCCUCCACACGAUGCGAGCUCGCUGUCAGGACUGCCACGUCCCACCAGCCCUGAUGAGCGUGGUGACGUGGCUCGGCUACGUCAACAGCGCUAUCAACCCUGUCAUCUACACUGUCUUCAACACAGAGUUCAGGAACUUCUUCAAAAAGGUCCUGCACCGCUGCUGCUCCAAGAACGCUUGAUGAGGACACCACCGCCGCCACUGCUGCAUGGACGACUUUUCUGCUGCAAGAGACGCUGCACUGUUGAUUUAGUGUCUGUGUCCGCCACCAUCGUUUCCGUCCUCUGUGAGGUUUUUAUUUUUCUACAUUUGACGACAGCAAAGUUUGUUUGAGCUUCAUGUUUCCUGUGAAGGAACAAACUGUUCAGAGGAUCAGCAACACGUCUACAUCACACAACCGACAAGGACUGAUUUUAUAUGUUGAAAUUCAUCUUUUCAGAA
Messenger RNA from Epinephelus moara (kelp grouper), 2031 nucleotides. Its product is annotated as D(4) dopamine receptor-like. Gene Ontology annotation, biological process: adenylate cyclase-inhibiting dopamine receptor signaling pathway; adenylate cyclase-activating adrenergic receptor signaling pathway. Gene Ontology annotation, molecular function: dopamine neurotransmitter receptor activity, coupled via Gi/Go; G protein-coupled receptor activity. Bases 602 to 1771 code for a protein of 389 amino acids. Gene Ontology annotation, cellular component: plasma membrane. The transcript has 4 exons. NCBI's taxonomy places the organism in Eukaryota, Metazoa, Chordata, Actinopteri, Perciformes, Serranidae. The record is from RefSeq and is a predicted model, not a curated record.